Cottoperca gobio is the source of this 2555-nucleotide messenger RNA. RefSeq names its product glutamate decarboxylase 3 (gene gad3). Gene Ontology annotation, cellular component: presynaptic active zone; cytoplasm. Bases 30 to 1481 code for a protein of 483 amino acids. NCBI's taxonomy places the organism in Eukaryota, Metazoa, Chordata, Actinopteri, Perciformes, Bovichtidae. Gene Ontology annotation, biological process: GABA biosynthetic process. Gene Ontology annotation, molecular function: pyridoxal phosphate binding; glutamate decarboxylase activity. The transcript is spliced from 14 exons. The record is from RefSeq and is a predicted model, not a curated record.
ACCUGCUCCCAGCUUCAGGUGGUGAGGAGAUGACCAGAGGGUUCCUGCAGGAGCUGGUAAACAUAUUGUUGGAUUAUAUCAGCAAGUCAAGUCAGAGGAGCUCCAAGGUCCUCGACUUCCACCAUCCUCACCAGCUGAGGGAGGGAAUGGAGGGCUUCAGUCUGGACCUGCCGGACCAACCAGAAACUCUGGAGCAGAUACUAGUGGACUGUAGAGACACACUCAAGUAUGGUGUCCGUACAGGCCAUCCCCGUUUCUUCAACCAGCUGUCUUCAGGUCUGGAUGUGAUUGGUGUAGCAGGCGAGUGGUUAACCUCUACAGCCAACACCAACAUGUUUACCUACGAAGUGUCUCCUGUUUUCAUCCUCAUGGAGGACUUUCUGCUGAGGAAGAUGCAAAGCAUUGUGGGAUGGUCUGACGAUGAGGGAGAUGGAAUCUUCUGUCCAGGAGGCACAAUAUCCAACCUGUACAGCAUCCUGGUGGCCAGAUUCUACUUCUACCCAGAGGUGAAGUCCAGAGGGAUGGGAGUUCUGCCUCAGCUGGCCCUCUUCACCUCAGAACAUAGUCACUAUUCAGUAAAGAAAUCUGCAGCCGUGCUGGGGAUGGGCAGUGAGAAUGUGGUCGUGGUGAAAUGUGAUGAAAGAGGGAAAAUGAUUCCUGCUGAACUGGAGUCUGCCAUUGUUGCAGCUGAAGAAAAGGGUUUGGUUCCAUUCUAUGUGAAUGUGACAGCAGGCACCACGGUGUACGGAGCCUUUGAUCCUCUCAAUGCCAUCGCUGACAUCUGCCAGAGACACACACUGUGGAUGCAUGUUGAUGCAGCGUGGGGUGGAGGCCUGUUGAUGUCAGAAAGGCACAGGAUGAAAUUGCAGGGCAUUGAAAGAGCCUGGUCAGUAACAUGGAAUCCUCACAAGAUGAUGGGCGUCCCUCUGCAGUGCUCUGCCAUACUAGUUAAGAAGAGAGGUCUCUUACAGGGGUGUAAUGAGUUGGGGGCUGAGUACCUUUUCCAGACAGACAAACCCUACGAUGUGAGCUAUGAUACUGGAGAUAAGAGCAUCCAGUGUGGCCGACAUGUCGAUGUCUUUAAACUCUGGCUCAUGUGGAAGGCAAAGGGCUCAGAGGGCUUUGGAUCUCAGGUCAACAAAUGCUUGGAGAAUGCUGAAUAUCUGUAUGAUCAACUGCAGAGGAGGACAGACUUUGAAUUGGUGUUCAAAAACAAACCGGAGCACAGUAACGUGUGUUUCUGGUACAUCCCUCCCAGUCUGAGAGACCUGCCACCCGGACAUGACAGAGACAUAAGACUCCAUAAGGUGGCUCCUCGGAUCAAAGGCAGGAUGAUGGAAAAGGGCACAGUUCUGAUUGGCUAUCAGCCUUUUGGAGCCAAAGUCAAUUUCUUCAGGUGUGUGUUUUCCAAUCCUGCCACACAACAAGAGGACAUUGACUUCCUGCUGGAUGAGAUCACCCGGAUGGGUGACGACCUAUGACCUCUGAUAUGAUUAUUUGGUCUCAUGCUAGUUCAUGUCAUGUUUUGCUAGCCGACAUUGGAUCCAGCCUGGGUACACAGGUUCCAGCUUUGCGCUACAGUCUCUGCUUAACAUUACAACUUUGGAUAAUUGUAUAGGAUGGUCUUACAGUGUAGGGGAGCCUUUUUUCCCAACUUUAAAAGAGUCAAUGUUUUUAAUAUUUACACUCUGACAAUGUUUUCCAUGCAAUCUACAAGCUCCUCUGCUGUGAGGUUUUAGAGUCACCUAAAUCAAGUCAAUGUAUCUGAAAAUAUUGUUUGUCUUAAUGUAGAUACUGUAGACCAGGGCUCCUUAAUAGUUUUCAGGUCAAAGACCCCUUAGCUGAAAGAGAUGGAGCAGGGACCCCUACUACAUAUGUAUACAUUUGAUUUGCAUAUUGAACUGGGCCUAGAUAACAUGUAGGGUGGCCUAAAAUGCAAAAUUCCUUUUUAUGGUGCAUACAAAACUAAGCUAUUAAAAUAAUAUGUAACAAUUGGGCACACAGUGAUUUAGCACACGCUAGCUAGCUCACGUGGUUGUAAGAGGAUUCAUGGGUAACAGUUACACUAUCAAUGUGUAAAUUAAAUGUUUAUUUUCUUACAAAUAGGCCAAUUUAUCUUUGCUAAUAAUAUGUUGGUUUCAUGUUGCUGUAAUGUGCAUUGUCAGAAGAAUACAACUUUCAAAACAAUCAAACCCCUAACUCUUCCUAUCAAACAGCUGCAGCAGUCAAUGUAUCGUACUGAGCGUUAACAUGUAUGCUUGUGACAGCCACCACUCUGCUUCAGUGUCACACACACACACACAGUGUCACAUUUGAGGGGGACUUUCUUUAAUAAACACCUGCAGAGUGUAGUCAGAGUUUUGUCAAAACUUGCCAUUUUAUUCAACUCUCAAGUCACAGGAAGUGCCCUAAAAAGAGAUUGGAGCAGGAAUUCUAAUUCAGGGAGCUUAAGCUUUAUUCUGGGCAUUAGGUGAAAAGACUAAAAACUAAAACCUAAGCCAUCUUGCUGUUAAGAUACAUUAAACCAUGUUUAAAUAACUCCAGAUAAACUUUGA